GCCUGCAGCAGUAAUCGGACAACUCUCGUUCUUGCUCGGAGUCUGUCUCUUGAGAUCUAGUACGGGGCUCCAUGACUUUUCACCCUUAAAAUGAAAAAGAAAAAAGUUGUCUUUUAUCGCUAAUCUGCGCGUUUAAAGUCAACUCUAAGAGAAGUUUAUUUUCUUUUUUUUUUUUUAAGUUCUUCUUUUGUUCUGGAACGGACAGACACUCAACGGAAGAUUGCAAAAAAGGAGGAAUAAAAGAAAAAGUGCAAGGAUUCUACCAUAAUUGUAGUCUAUGGAAAUGCAGGAUCUAGCUAGUCCACACAGCCGAGUAAGUGGAAGCAGUGAGUCCCCAAACGGUCCCAACAUCGACAACUCACAUAUAAAUAACAAUUCCAUGACACCAAAUGGCACUGAAGGUGAUAACAUCACUAUGCUUACCACAGCUGACUGGUUGUUAAGUUCUAGUUCACAGUCCGCUGCAGUUAAAACAGAGCCAAUGAGCAGCAGUGAAAUCGCCACCUCUGUAGCAGACGGCUCUCUAGACAGCUUCUCAGGAUCAGCCAUUGGAACCAGUGGCUUCAGCCCAAGACAAACUCACCAGUUCUCUCCCCAGAUUUACCCUUCCAAAGACAUUGCCCCAACUCCAAAACCAACAGUUUUUUUCUGCCGUCCUUUUUCUCCCAUCUUUCUUCCUCUAGUGUUUUCCUUCGAGCCUCCAACAGUUAGCACUGGAGGCAGUUUUACAACAACUUCAGGGCUGUACGCUGGAAGCAAUUCCCUCACAAACUCAACUGGAUUCAAUAGCACACAACAGGACUACCCCUCCUACCCAGCUUUUGGACAGAGUCAGUAUGCGCAGUAUUACAACAGUAGCCCUUACACUUCUCCAUACAUGACCAGUAACAACACCAGCCCCACCACACCCUCCACCACUGCCACCUACACUUUACAGGACCCUCCAUCAGGGAUCACCAGCCAGCCCCUCUCAGAGCAACCGGCAGGAGAGUACAGUACAAUCCACAGUCCAUCAACCCCCAUUAAAGAUUCAGAUUCAGAUCGAUUGCGUCGGGCUUCAGAUGGAAAGUCACGUGGCCGGGGAAGGAGGAACAAUAACCCAUCCCCACCUCCCGACUCUGACCUUGAGCGCGUGUUCAUUUGGGACUUGGAUGAAACAAUCAUCGUUUUCCAUUCCUUGCUCACGGGAUCUUACGCCAACAGAUUCGGAAGGGAUCCACCAACGUCAGUGUCAUUGGGACUAAGAAUGGAAGAGAUGAUCUUCAACUUGGCUGACACACAUUUCUUCUUCAAUGACUUGGAAGAGUGCGAUCAGGUCCACAUCGACGACGUGUCGUCGGACGACAACGGGCAAGAUCUAAGUACAUAUAAUUUUAGCACAGACGGAUUCCACGCUGCUGCCACUAGUGCCAACCUGUGUCUGGCCACUGGCGUACGAGGAGGUGUGGACUGGAUGAGAAAGCUCGCCUUCCGCUACAGACGAGUAAAAGAAAUUUACACCACCUAUAAAAAUAACGUCGGAGGUCUGCUUGGCCCAGCCAAAAGGGAAGCCUGGUUGCAAUUGCGAGCAGAAAUUGAAGCCCUGACCGACUCCUGGUUAACACUGGCACUGAAAGCACUAACAUUAAUCCACUCAAGAUCAAACUGUGUGAACAUCUUAGUGACCACAACACAGCUCAUACCUGCCCUCGCCAAGGUCCUCCUGUAUGGACUGGGAGUAGUAUUUCCAAUUGAAAACAUUUAUAGCGCCACGAAAAUAGGAAAAGAGAGCUGCUUCGAGAGAGUUAUCCAGAGGUUCGGGAGGAAAGUUGUUUAUGUGGUGGUAGGGGACGGCGUGGAGGAGGAGACAGGGUCGAAAAAGCGAUGGUACAAAGACAGUGGGGCACAACCCCUUCGCUUUCCUCGUUUCGCCAGACCUGUUGCCCUGGAUGUCCUACGCUUCUUAUUUAUAAACUUCGAGAGACUUUGUGGAGCGGCACUGGCCCCAAAAAAAGAAACUUGUGCCUUUUCGCAUUACAACGUACUUUGA
Messenger RNA from Sinocyclocheilus rhinocerous, 2029 nucleotides. Its product is annotated as eyes absent homolog 1-like. The record is from RefSeq and is a predicted model, not a curated record. Gene Ontology annotation, molecular function: protein tyrosine phosphatase activity. Lineage: Eukaryota; Metazoa; Chordata; Actinopteri; Cypriniformes; Cyprinidae. The coding region runs from base 278 to 2029 and encodes 583 amino acids. Gene Ontology annotation, cellular component: nucleus. Gene Ontology annotation, biological process: multicellular organism development; cell differentiation; negative regulation of extrinsic apoptotic signaling pathway in absence of ligand. The transcript has 17 exons.